Coccinella septempunctata (seven-spotted ladybird) is the source of this 1034-nucleotide messenger RNA. RefSeq names its product anaphase-promoting complex subunit 10 (gene APC10). The coding region runs from base 255 to 821 and encodes 188 amino acids. Gene Ontology annotation, cellular component: anaphase-promoting complex. NCBI's taxonomy places the organism in Eukaryota, Metazoa, Arthropoda, Insecta, Coleoptera, Coccinellidae. Gene Ontology annotation, biological process: anaphase-promoting complex-dependent catabolic process; protein K11-linked ubiquitination. The transcript has 3 exons. The record is from RefSeq and is a predicted model, not a curated record.
CCAUACAUGUACCAAAAAGUAUCAACUCUUUGCGUGUAUAUAACACCAAAUUCAUUUUCAUUCAAACAAAAUAGAGUAGAUAAGACAUUUUGUAGAACAAAUUUGAAUGUUAACAUAACCUCAAACAAAUUUUAAAUUUCAAAGACAGCAAUAUCAAAUCAAGAAGCAAGAAAUAAUCUAAGGAAAGUGGAGAACCCCCAUAAAAUAACCGAAAGCGAAUUAGGGGUUACAAGAUUUUUAAAUCUUCUGAAGACAUGUCUCAGAAAAGUCCCAAAGUUAAUGAUGAUGAAGUGAAUCCCGUAAAAGCAGAAAGAACUGGAACUGUUAGAGAGGUUGGAGCACAAGCUAUAUGGAGCCUUUCUUCUUGCAAACCAGGUUUUGGAGUUCAUCAACUUAGAGAUGAUCGAGAGGAUACCUAUUGGCAGUCUGAUGGACAGUUACCACAUCUUAUAAAUAUACAGUUUCAAAGAAAAACCACUAUUAGUGACAUUUACAUUUAUACAGAUGCUAGACUUGAUGAAAGUUACACCCCUAGUAGAAUAUCAAUAAGGGUUGGCACUCAUUUCAAUGAUUUGCAAGAGAUUGAAGUUAUUGUGCUUUCUGAACCAAUAGGUUGGACACAUAUUCCUAUCAAAGAUAUCCGAGGAAAACCCAUCAGGUUAUUUAUGAUUCAGAUUGCUGUAAUCAAUAACCAUCAGAAUGGUAGAGACACCCAUAUGAGGCAGGUUAAGGUUCAUAGUCCACUUGAAAGCCAAAGAGUAUUUGAUAAUUUCACUAAGUUCUCUACUGUUGAUUUUCAAAAAUAUGGAACAGUUAGAUAAAAUAUUUUGUGAUAUUAGGAUUUUAUGAAAUCACUUGUAAAAUAGAUAAUUAAUUGUGCUAAAAUAGCACAUUAAUUACCCUCUCCAUGAAAACUUAUAGUCGGGGUAUCUCUUGGUAAGUAUUCAUCGAAAGGAUAAUUUACAAUGACUCAUUAUAUAAAAAAUUAUAAUUUGAUGUUCUUGGAUCUGAUAAUAAAACAAUUCUUUACUUUU